AUGGGUGGACUGCCCAGUCGUUUUGUACCUAGUUACAAAGGCAUUGAAAAGCAGAGCCACUUUGCUCUGCAACAGGAUGGUGUGCCUUUCGAAAGAAACAUUGAGCCCUUCGAGGUAGAGUUGAAUCGUUCGCAGCUUGAGGCAUGGGGGCUUGCAUGGAACCUUGCUCGGGCUGGGAGUUUUCAAGUGGCUGGCGUGGACCCAUGCUCACCCGCUGGCAGAUGGAACCAACAGCAGCAGGCUUUUGGUCGUUGUGGUAUUUGUCGAGGAGAUGAGCUUUUCGAAGUCAACGACUCCUCAGACUAUAGCACGAUGAGUCAAGAGCUGGCAGUCUCACGGACUGUUCGCCUACUGUUUCGACCAGGGUCCAAUGUGCGCACAAAGGCAUCCAAUUUGAAGCACUUGGUCAAGAAUGCCUUUCUUCACAUUGAUACCACAGAUCCUGAACCAGACCCAACCGACCAACCCGAUGAGCCUCGAAGGCUGUCUCUUUCAGAUCCUCUUCCUUUUGUUCGUCCGAGCCAGGUAGAUGAGGCAGAUGAAGAUGCUUUGAGUGAUGCAAGUGAGGCAUCUUUCUACUCGAUGAAGUCAUCUUCAUCCUCCCUAUCAUCGUCGUCUCAAUGCUCGCAGCACCAGCCAUCUAGUGGCAGGUCUUGUCCGUCCACAGACUGGGAGUUCCAAGGCUACCAGUGUCACAAUGGACAAAUGCUGCCACCUUUUUCACGCUCCGUUUCCAGUGGGCAUGUGUCAACAUCAUCAUCUGGACGAGGAAAGCGCCGCAGACGAGCCAGCGCAGCGAAUGUUGUGCCGCCAGCUCCAAUGCCGUCAUGCCAAGUGCCAAAUCAACUUCCCAAUGCAUUGGUGCCGAAUCAAGUUCCAAAUCAAAUGCCGUUUCCUCCAACUAUGGUGCCUGUGAUGGUCCCAGUUGUGGGCGCACCUCCCUUCUUAGCGAUGGCGGCACCUGCUUUGGGGCCUUUGGUAUCUCCUCUAGUGCCUGCAAGCGUUGGUGUUGCAGUACCGUUUCCGAGUUGCAAGCAGCCGGACAUGCCAAUGGGACCACCAAUGCCGACUCAAGAGGUAGAGACAACAGUAUCUCAGCCAUGUUGGGCAGCGCAAAAUCUUUGUGCUCCAAAUAGCUCACGCUUUGAGCAAUCGUGUGAUCACCAAGACGGGGCAGGUUGUUCUCGAGCUCCAGAGCCAGCACAGCUAGAGCCUGCUGCACCUUCUUUUGCGACCUUUGAGGAAACUGACACUCAGAAAGAGAUAGUUGAGGAGACCUCAGUGUUGAAGGAUCAGAAAAGUGCAGAGGGUGCGCCUGUGAAGCCGCGGAAGAGGCCCACUCGUCGUGGGGGAAAACGGGCAAGGCAUCGGCCUUGCCAUGCUGCCGAAUGGGCUUCCAGCGUUGGGAGUGCUGAGACUCCCAGCUUCGGGGAGCCUGGUUCAGGAGAAGAAGCUGAAGGAGAGGAAGCCGAAGAAGGUGAAGAUGAGAAGGAAGAGCUCAAGGAGGAGCUCCGAGACGCUAGUGCGCCACGAUCUUUCGAGAAAAAGGAUUUGAAGCGGAGAUCUUUCUAUCCCUUGGCGGCACGUUUGCGCCUUGCCGCUGGCCUCAAGCCAAAAGGCUUGGAAGAAUCCAAAACCGCAUUUGGCUCGGCAAAGAUCUUUUCAAAUCACAUCCAGCCCAAGGCUGACGUCUCAAAAGACGGGUCUGUGCUACCGGGACCAAAAGUACCACCUGUAUCAACGCUCCCGAAUCCAAUAGAAGUGAUAGAGGAAGUGGAGCCUGAACCGGCUUCAGCCUCAGAUGUCUCUGAUCUUCCUAAACAAGAACCUGCUGAAGAGUUGGCAGCAGGCACGAUUCCAGAGCCGCUUGCUCCACAUCGGGUGAUUGAUUUGCCUUCAGACCAGGUGGUGGGUCGACGAGUGCAGAUCAUUGGCCUGACGAAGACUCUGGAAUUCAAUGACCUUUGGGGAAAGGUGGAACACUUUGAUAGCAGCUGUAAACGCUUUGCCGUUCAGCUCCUCCCUGCAGAAGGCGUUCCCAUGACUGUGAAGCUGCGUGGAGAAAAUCUGCGCAUGCCACCUGUGGCUGGACUUGUUGGAAGCGUUGUCCUUCCAGUUCUGGGAGCUGUUCCAGAUGGUAUGAUGGUUCUCUUCUCUGGUGUGGGUCCAACGGAGAAAGCUCAGCAAAAUGUGGCAGUUGGGGUUGGUGCGUUGGCAGGCAGUACCAUCAUGCUCCUGACAGUUCCGUGGUUUUUGGCUGUUCUUGGAGGCCGCGUGGACUUUGCCAAUGGAAAGUGUCAGUACAAUGCCGAAACCAAGCUUUCCAAGACCGGCUUUUUCAACACCUGCUUUGAAACUGGCAUUCGGUACAAGCCGGAAAUCCGUGCCAAUGCAAAGAUCAUGGUAUUCACAGCGUUCACGUACUUGCUCAUCCAAAUACCAGCCCUGUACGUUGACAAUCAGAAGCAACAUAUUGGAUUGAAGGGAAUCCUCAGAGAGAAUUCGCAGGAAUCCGUCUGGGCCCUUCUUGGGAUGAUUUUGUGUUUUGUGGAGUUCUGUGGGUACAUGUACAUGCAGUAUGCGGCCAGCUUGCCUGAGCAGCAAGUUCCUCAUUCUGUCUCCAGCGCGGAGAUGCUGAAGGCCAAAGUUGCUGGUUGCAUGGGCUGGAUGCGCAGCAAGAUGGCUGGUGUUGGCAUUGCCCCGGCAAAGACCCGUAAUUAUGCGACAUCAAUCAUGCGGGCCCAAGAGCUUGGUGUGAAGGGAUGGAUGGAAGAGUUUCGAAGAGAGUGGAAGCUCACUGAUGACAGUUCAGAGAAAAACAAAGCAUUGUUGGACAAAGCGAGCUUCCCAGCAGACUUCAGAGAUACGUUGACAAUGUGGUACAGGAAGUACGCUGAAAGCGAUGACGGGCGCAUGGGAAUUCGGGACUUUGACAACCUCUUGCGCAUUCUUCAUUUGACAGGCUAUGAUGCCUCUGAGCUUUUCAAAAAGGUUGAUACCAAUAGGGACGGGAGCAUCGAUUUGGAUGAGUUCACCGAGUGCUUCAAGCACUUGGCAUCCCUGCCACCAAAGGAGUCGCCAGCACAGGGAAGAAAGAGCAAGCGACAAUCGCUGGCAGCAGUGCAAGCGGCCAUUGAACAAAUUGCAGAACAGGGGGAAGCCGAAGGAGCUGAUGACGAUGAUGACGAGGAAGAAGAAGAAGAGUCAAUGCCAGAGGAGUUUAAGGAUUUGACUGUCCAACAGCAAAGGCGACAAAUCCUGCUAAAGUCAUGCUGGCAAAUGGGUCUUGGGACUCUGAUGGUCCUUGUCUUCUCAGACCCCAUGGUCGAUGUGCUGGCAGAGAUUGGGAAUCAGAGUGGCAUUCCUUCUUUUUACAUUUCAUUCAUCUUGGCCCCACUGGCUUCAAACUCUUCUGAGCUCGUUGCCGCGUACAACUAUGCUGGCCGUAAGACUUCAAAGACUAUCACCAUUGCGCUGAAUACCCUGGAGGGUGCCGCGUGCAUGAACAAUACCUUCUGCCUUGGCAUUUUCAUGGCCCUUGUGUACUUUCAGGGCUUGGCCUGGAAGUUUACUGCGGAGACCCUCACGAUUCUUGCAGUGGAGUUUGCACUGGCUGGCAUUGUUCUGUUGAAGAGCAACCAAAGGGUAGCAGAUGCCUUUGGCAUUUUCUUGCUUUUCCCAGGAGCACUCGCCAUGGUGUACGUGUUGGAGAACUACUGCGGGUUGGACUGA
Durusdinium trenchii is the source of this 3732-nucleotide messenger RNA. The record is from the annotation of a GenBank genome assembly. NCBI's taxonomy places the organism in Eukaryota, Dinophyceae, Suessiales, Symbiodiniaceae.